This is a messenger RNA of Octopus bimaculoides (California two-spot octopus), 1898 nucleotides long. Its product is annotated as toll-like receptor 4. NCBI's taxonomy places the organism in Eukaryota, Metazoa, Mollusca, Cephalopoda, Octopoda, Octopodidae. Gene Ontology annotation, cellular component: plasma membrane. Gene Ontology annotation, biological process: toll-like receptor signaling pathway; immune response. The record is from RefSeq and is a predicted model, not a curated record. Gene Ontology annotation, molecular function: protein binding; transmembrane signaling receptor activity.
AGCUUUAACUUAAAGCAAAUCUUUUGUGUUUCACAUAUUAUCACUACCAAUCAAGUCGAGAUUUGAUUAUUUUGGAUCUUUCUUUUGACAUUUAACCUAGUAUUCCAUAGCAAUCUAUUAACAAAUUAACAUUAAAUUACUUGCGUUUCUUCAUUUCUGGCUGAAAUGUUUAUCUAAAGAUGUUACACAUAUUCAUUAUUAUAUUUGGUUAUUUCUUGAAACUACUUACUUCAGUGACUGCAAAUUGUCAGACAGAUUGUCCAGCUGUUUGCCACUGUACCGAAGACAAAUUUCAACACUGUACAGUAACUUGUACUGACGAAAACCUAACUCAAAUACCCAGUUAUUUUCCAGAAAAUACGACAUCAUUAGAUUUAAGUCGAAACCACAUUAAAAGAAUCCCUCCUGAUAUUAUUAAGCAUUUAAACUUAUUAGAGGUGCUAAAAGUUGACGAUAAUCUUCUUGAAUAUUUGCUGCCAAACACCUUUCAAGGUUUGUGGUCUUUGAGAGAACUGUCGUUGGAAUACAACAGAUUAGCUAUUAAUUAUUCUUCAUUUCCUAUAAAUCUUUUCCGAAAUUUAACUGAAGUGAAAAUUCUGAAACUACGAGGUAACACUGUGUACAGAAACACGAACUUUAUUGAUAGAACUAUAUCUCAUUUAACUGCACUGGAAUAUUUAUACAUAUCAGGUGGUCAGUACUUCAUGUUUGGUGCAGGAUAUAAGAAUUUGACAAAAUUAAAAUAUAUUAAUUUUGCCUCAAAAAGAAACAGUUCCGUUAUUAGAUAUAUUACAAAACAUGCAUUUAAAAAUGUUCCCAGAAUAACCCAUUUGAAUUUAGAUUAUUGCCAUUUAGAUGUAAUUAACACCGAGGCAUUCGCACAGUUUGAACAUCUGCAACUCCUACGCAUUUCAUUUAACAAUCAAAUUCUGCUGUAUAGAAUUACACUGACUUUGAGGUAUCUAAAAAACCCAAGUGAAUUCCAAACUUUAUAUUUUAGUAAUAUAAAAUUAAAUGUAGGAACGGGCAUUGUUAUUACCGAACAUUUCACAAGUUCUUUACAGAAAACUAGAUUGAAGAAAAUUGUUUUAAAUUCAGAUCAUAUUGAAUUACUUUCUUGGAAUAGCAUUCCCUCCUUACCCAGCACAUUGGAAUACGCUUAUUUGAGAAACAACAGAUUUACAUACGGAGAAUAUAUCUUUCAAAUUAAGGCUUUACCCAACAUUAAAUUAAUUGACAUUAGCACGACAAUAUCAUAUAGAGAGCUACCAUUUAUUCGUAGCAAAUUAUUCAAUAGGGAUAUUACUUACAGUUUUACAAUCUCCAAAUCUCUUAAAACACUCUUACUACAAGGUUGCCACUAUAAAAUUCCCAUACCACCAUUCCACAUAAAAGAUGCAAAUGCAAUAAGAGUAAUUAAUGCAACAAAUAAUAUAUUUUGUCCAUGGAGUGGCCCAGUCCGGGGCUUAGAACAAUUACAAAUACUGGAUUUAAGUCACAACCAAUGCAAUAAUAUCAGUAACGAAUUCUUCACAUUUUUCACUGGUCUGCGACUUUUGAAUAUCGAAAAUAACGUAAUAGGAAUUUCAGGGCAAGUUGCCGAAGAAGGUUUCAGUAAAGCUUUUCUAAAUUUAACCAGCCUCGAAGAAUUAUAUCUUUCAAAUAACCACAUUCAAUAUUUAUCAAACAACAGUUUGUUACAGCUGAAAAAUCUCAGAAUCUUAAAUUUGCGCAACAAUUUAUUAGAAUCAUUUGAUGUAAAGAUUAGUCAUAUGUUAAAUUUAUCAUAUUUAGAUUUAUCUAAAAACAUUUUACAGGAACUGUCAGAAAACACUUUGAAUGCUAUUGAAAAUAUAUCUGAAUACCAUAAACUCACUGUCAACAUACAAAACAAUAAA